Messenger RNA from Protobothrops mucrosquamatus (brown spotted pit viper), 4044 nucleotides. RefSeq names its product rab11 family-interacting protein 1-like. The transcript is spliced from 6 exons. Gene Ontology annotation, biological process: regulated exocytosis. Bases 1 to 4044 code for a protein of 1347 amino acids. The record is from RefSeq and is a predicted model, not a curated record. Gene Ontology annotation, molecular function: small GTPase binding. Gene Ontology annotation, cellular component: mitochondrion; recycling endosome; phagocytic vesicle. Lineage: Eukaryota; Metazoa; Chordata; Lepidosauria; Squamata; Viperidae.
AUGAGCCUGCCGCGGGCGGGUGAGGAGUCGCCGCCGCCGCCGCCGCCGGCCUGGCUGCCGAGCCACGUGCAGGUGGCGGUGGUGCAGGCGCGGGGGCUGCGGGCCAAGGGGGGCCCGGGCGACGCCGCCUUCGUGGCGCUGCAGCUGGGCCGGCAGAAGCACCGCACCGCCGUGGCCGCGCACCGGAGCGGCUGCCCGCGCUGGGCCGAGGAGUGCGCGCUGGAGCUGCCGCCGCCCGACCCGCGCCCGGCCCCGCCGCCCGGCCCGGACCCGCAGCUGCUGCAGCUGGUGGUCUGGCAGCGCGCGCUGGUGGGCCCCGACCGCUUCCUGGGCCGCGCCGCCCUCCCGCUGGCCGCGCUGCUGCAGGACGGCCGCGCCCACCCGGACCGGUGGUACAAGCUCCACUCCAAGCCGGGCAAGAAGGAGAAGGAGCGGGGCGAGAUCCAGCUGAGCCUGCAGUUCACGCGCCCCACCCUGACGGCCAGCAUGUUCGACCUGUCUGUCAAGGAGAAGCCGCGCUCGCCCUUCCGGCGGCUGAAGGACAAGAUGACGGGCAAGCACCGCUACGACCUGGACUCCUCCUCCGCCAUUGUGCCCAGCAGCAGCGGGGCCCUGGACGAGGACCUGCGCCCGGGGCCCCCCAAGGAGAAGGCCCGGGGGGGCUUCUUCUUCAGGGGCCAGCUGCACCGCUCCUCCCUGACCGGCUCCAGCACCUCCCUGGGCUCCGCCAGCACCCUCUCCUCUGCCAGCAGCCUGGGGGGCCUGGGCAGCGCCGAGGGGGGCCCCUCGCCCAGCCGGCACAGCAGCCUCUCCACCGACCCUGCCGGAAGAGACUUUCUGCCCUCCCCACAGCUGACCCACAAGAGGGCCUUCAGCGAUGAGGUGGGCCAGAUCAACCUGCUGCCAGAAGCCCUGCAGGGCCUGAGGCCCCCCAAGGACCCCCCCUCCUCCGGGUCCUCGCUCUGCAUCAACGGGAGCCACAUUUACUGCGAGGAGCCCUCCCCCAAGCCCUCCUUCCUCUCGCUGGCCCCCCUUCCUCCCGCCCAGAGCGAUCCCGGCAAGCAGGGGAGGGGCUCCUCGGGGGCCAGACCGCCUGCUGUUGAACCGGACCUGCCGCCCUGGCCUGCCAGCAAUUUCCAGAAAGGACCCCCGAAAGACCUCCCCCGGUUCAUCCCGUCACCCCCCAUUUUGGCGGCGCAGGAGGAAGACAAGCUCUCGGUGAAGACCAUCGCCCUGAACAAGCAGCGGGUCCGAGCCAGGAGGGAGGAGGGCCUGCAGGCCGAGAGCCAGCCCGUUCCCAUGGCUGCCCCCCUGGCCUUCCCCCCGGAGGUCAGGAGGGUGAGGCCUCAGGACGAGAGGGACCAUCGUGGGGACGGCAGGGGCCACGGACAGAGCCCCAAGCCCGGGUCGAGUCUGGAGGCCGCAGCUGGAGGGAAAGAGGAACCCCGGAGCGGCCAGACCAACCGGCAAGAUCCCAGAGAGCCGGUUCGAAAGCCCAGUUCCCAGCCUGGCCUGCCUGCCACUCCAGAGCUCGCCAAGGACCCCUGGGUGGUCUCUGAGGCUCAGGGCCUCCCUCCCUCCAGCCAAGCCGGAGAAGCACAGCCCGAGCCCCUCACCCCACCUGCCAGCCACCUUCAGCCACCGCUGCCUGCUGAUGCCGCUGCCGCCGCUCCUGCGCACCCACCCGUGGAAGGGGACGACGGCUUUGAUGCCUUUGCUGCCAGCCGCCUUCAGCCAGCCGCGCCUGGGCCCGCACCCCCUCCCACCACGGGGCCCCCGGGCCCAGCAGGGGGGGCAGCCGGUCUCCUCCCACAGCAGGAGGAAGGCCCCCCCAGCCCCGACAGGGUCUCACGGGAGGCUCCGGACUGGCUGAGCUUCCCCUUUGGGGACAGAGGCCGGGCCUGGAGUGGGUCUGGGGAGGCCUUGCUAGCGAGGGGGGCCUUCGGGGAGGGAGCGAACUCUGCCCCCAAAGCAAGGGGGCCCCGAGAGGAGCGGGCCCAAGGGGAAGAUGCCCGUGGCCAGUGUGUGGGGCACCUGGGCUCCUCUGCGCAGACAGGACCUGCUGCCCCAGAUGUGCCCGAAGAAGCGCUCAGCUGGACACCGGAGAGCUGCCCAGACAGCCGGACCAUCCCGUCCUUGGCUGACCCCUCCUCGGAGCAGCUGGACUGGGGCCCAGAGCAGCAGACGUUGCCCCGAGGCCAGCCGACUCCCGACGCUGAAAGCAGCGAGCCCUCUUGGCUGCAGUGGGUCCCCGAGAGGGGAGAGGACGUGGGGGCCGAGGAGGCCGCCCCGAUCAGCCGAGGGCCUGCCCAGGAGGAGCAAAGGGGGCCAGCACAGACUGAGGUGCCGAGGGGGGCAGGGACCCCUCCUCCAAAGCCAGCAAGGAGGGUCACCCCUCUCCAGCUCGCCGAGGAAGCCAGUGGGGCUGGUUGGGGCACGCCGGAGAGUCCACAGCUGGGAAAGGCAGACCUGGAGCCCCACCAGCACCUCCCUCCGGUGGGGGCAGCUGGUUCCCCUCCAGCGGCUGCCGUCUCCCUGGUGCCAGCAGUGAUCAUUGGAGCCGGCGUCUCGGGGGCCCCCGAGGACCUCCCGCUGGCCCUUGCAGAGGGCAAGGCUCAGAGAGAUGAUGAGCGGGGGGCCCAGGAGGCAUCUUCAGGGGACACCAUCUUGGCCGUGAACGAGGGGCCCAGCAAGGAGGCCCUGCCAUUCUCCACCUGCUCCUCCCAGCUCUCCUUGGGCGGUUUAGGCCUCUCGGGGGUCCCUGAAAGUCCCAGGCAGGAUGGGGAGACCGGCUUUGCCCCCUGGGGGCUGGAGGGUGCCUGGCCGACGGAGUUGCCCGGCUCGGCCUCAUUGUGGGGCUCAGAGAGAUUCUCCCGGUCCCCCGAGCCCUCCCAGGAUCCCCCCGAGCCCCCCCAGGGCCCCCCUGAGUCACGGGUUGAGCCCAGCCCAUCUCUGCCGUUCUGGUCCGCUUUGGAAGAGCAGCGGGGGCUGCUUGGAGGGGGCUCCAGCUUCGAAACCCUGUCCGGCCCGGGGCAGAGCGAUGUGGCCCCUGGGCUGGCCCCCUUGCACCCGGAGCACGAGCCGGACCGCCCCUCGGGAGGGCCCCACGACCAAGCCCUGGACUUCCGGAAGGCUUCUUUCUGGCAGGGGGGCCGGGGGCAGCCAGAGAGCGAGCCCGAGGACCCCGCGCUGACCCCAGGCAACCCCUUUGCCCCCUGGGCCGCCCCCUCGCCACAGAAGAACCCCUUCAUGGAGGUGCCUGCUGCAGAGGCCCCCUGGGCUCAGGCUGCCAUCCUUCCGCUCUCCCCCACAGUCGACACCCAGGGCCCCGGGGGGGUUCUUGCAGUGGCCGGCCCUCCCAGGCAGCUCCGUUCUCACAGCUUCUCUGUGGAGCUCCCGGUGGCCCCCAGCUGGCCCGGCCGCCGGCCCUUGGCCUUCUCCACCCCUUACUUCCAGCCCCUCCCAAGCCCCACGGACUGCCAACUCCCUUCUGCCCUGAGGCCCCCGGCCACCGGUGGAGGGGCUGCAGCGGAUGGCCAGAGCGGGGCCCCCCCAUUCCCCUUGCUCUCGCCCCCCAGCACGGACGCCUCGGCCCCUUCAGUCCUGCCCAUGGAGAUGCUGCCGGCUCAAGACGCCCCACGCCAGCAAAUGGCCAGUCCACACCCAGUCAAGCCCAUGAGAAGCACGCCUGCUCCAGAGUCCCCACGCAAGGAGGAGCCCUGCCAGGCUUGCAGUCCGAGCCCCGUCCAGACGACUGGCCAGCAGCGGCUCAAGCCCGAGUCUGCCAUCGGUGGGAGCUCCGCGGCCUCGGUGGUGCAGCUGGAGAAGGCGGAGCCCAAACAGGGGCCCCCCGCCAAGUACCACCACCUGACGCGGGAGGAGCUGCUCCAGCUUCUGCUGCGACGGGAGGCCGAGCUGGGCAAGAAGGAGCAGCAGAUCCAGGAGCUGGAGAGCUACAUCGACCGGCUGCUGGUGCGCAUCAUGGAGCAGUCGCCCACCCUGCUGCAGAUCCCCCUCGGGGAGGGGGCCAAGGCCACCCAGUAG